Messenger RNA from Eimeria maxima, 2643 nucleotides. RefSeq lists its product as hypothetical. The record is from RefSeq and is a predicted model, not a curated record. The transcript has 5 exons. NCBI's taxonomy places the organism in Eukaryota, Apicomplexa, Conoidasida, Eucoccidiorida, Eimeriidae. Bases 1 to 2643 code for a protein of 880 amino acids.
AUGCCGUCUGCCUCCCUACUAAAGAGCAGCAAAGAGGAGACACCUGUUAUUGAUCUUUCUGCUGUCUCUCCUUUGCAGCAACCCCGUCGCCGCCGCAGGCGUCUCCGUCGCCGCAGCAGCAGCAGCAGCAGCAACUGCAGCAGCAGCAGCAACAGUAGCAGCAGCUGCUACGAACUCGAAUACGUCACCCGCAGCAGCAGCAGCAGCAGCAUUGGCAGCAACAAGGGGACUGCGACGCAGGGAAGGAAGCUCUGCGCGCGGAGCUCAGCAAGGAUAGCUAGCAGCAGCAGCAGCAGCAACAGCAGCAGCAGCAGCAGCAGCAGCAGCAAAGCUGAAGGAAGGAAAGCCUCCUCAAGGAGCAGCAGAAGCAUAAAGACUUCUGCCUUAUCCGAAUCUAGGCGCCCUAUUCGAAGCCUCGUCAGCAGCAGCAGCAGCAGCAGCAGCAGCAGCAGCAGCAACCACAGCAGCAGCAGCAGCAACAAUGGUAGUAUUAGCAGCAAGAGCCACAUCGGUGUGGGGCUGCUGGCAGCGCAUGCUGCUGCUGCUGCUGCUGCCAAUGGGGAUAGGACCCCCCUAUGGCUACGGCCAGCUUCUUCCCCAUUAAAGGUCUCCAAGGCCCCUUCUGCUGCUGCUGCUGCAUGCAGCAACAGCAACAGCAGCAACAGCAACAGCAGCAGCAGCAGCAGCAGCAGCAGCAGCUUUUCGUGGUAUGAAGCAGCAGCUCCCGGGUGUACAGACAACUUUCAGUUUGUUCAUCCUCCUGCUAAGGUAGCAAGGGUAAUUGAAUUCCUUCGCCCCUUUGCUGCUGCUGCUGCUGCUCCUGAUCCUGCUGCUCCUGCUGCUGCUAAUGCUGCUGCUGGGCAGCAGCAGCAGCAAGUGCAGCAGCAAUGGCAGCAACAGCGGGAUAGGAGGAUGAGGGAAGGGGAGCCUUCGGACCCCAAUUCAAUGGAUAUUGAUGGACAGUUCCACAGCAGCAGCAGCAGCAGCAACAGCAGCAGCAGCAGCAGCAGCAGCAAGCCGCUGCCUCCUUGUAUCUUAGUGCUGCAGGGCCCCUCUGGUUGCGGUAAGCGUUGGCUGCUGAUGGCAGCAGCAGCUUCCUUAGGUCUAAAUGUCUUAGAGUUCGAUGAGGCUGCUGCUGCUGCUGCUGCUGCAGGCAGUAGAGCAGCAGCAGCAGCAGCAGCAACAGCAGCAACAGGAGGAGGGAGCCGAUACACCGCAGGGGAGCCUUUGUCAUUAGGUGCUGCUCUCUUGUCUUUCCUCUCUGAAUCAAGUAGACGCCGCGCGUUACCCUUAGGCAGCAGCAGCAGCAGCAGCAAGAGCAGCAGCAGCAGCAGCAGCAGGAGUGGUGCUGCAGUAGUGCUGCUGCGGCAGCUACCUACAACUCUGCUGCAGCAUUCCCCAUCCUUUACGCGUCGUCUGCAGCAGCUGCUGCAGCACCGUCUACAGCCGUACGAACAGCAGCAGCAGCAGCACCCCCAACAGCAGCAGCAGCAACAGCAGCAGCAGCAGCAGCAGCAGAGGAGCGUCCAGCCCCUAGUUAGACGUUUGCUGCAGCGAGUGCAGCAGCAAACAGUAACAGAUCUACUGCAGCAGGGACGUGCUGCUGCUGCUGCACGUAUUGCUGCAGCAGACACAGCAGCAAUUGCUGCAGCAAGCAGAGGAGAUAUAAGACAGGCAUUAGGUAGUCUACAUCUUGCUGCUGCUGCUCCUGUUGCAGCACCUGCUGCUGCUGCUGCUGCUGCUGUUGCAUCAGCAGCAGCGUCACAAACCCCUCCCCGGCGAGGAGGCGGGAGACAGAAUGCUGCAGCAGCGGGAGGAGGAACAGCAGCAGCAGCAGCAGCAGCAGCAGCAGCAGCAGCAGCAGUAUGGUGUAAGGAUGUACAGUUGGCGUCUUUUCAUGCCUUAGGGAAAUUCCUCUAUGGGAAAAGGCUCCCUUGCUGCACACAGCAGCAGCAGCAGCAGCAACAGCAGCAGCAGCAGCAGCAGACAUUGGACUCCCUUACCCGUCAGUCCAUGCUGCCGACUGCAGCAGCAGCAGCAGCAACAGCAGCAGCAGCAGCAGAGGAGACAGAACCUUCACGGGGUAUUUGGGGAGGCAUGGUGUGGGCUCCAGUCAAUUCGUCAUCUGCUGCAGCAGCAGAUGAAGGUUUGUGGGAUGAUGACCUCGACGACUUGCUGGCAGCAGUUGAGGAACAGCAGCAGCAACAGCUGCAGCAGCAGCAACAGCAGCAGCAGCAGCUGUUACGGGUGCACCAGCAACCGCAGCGCUUGGAUUGGUCACGUGUUGCUGCUGAUGCUGCUGCAGCAGUAGCAGCAGCAGCAGCAGCAGCAGCAGCACCUGAGGCUCCCGUGAUCCAACAGCAGUCCCCGCACUACAUACUAAAUGGAGGUACUAGUUGGUUAUGGGCAGCAGGUGAAUCUAUCCGCAACUUUACUCCUUGUGGUUCUCCGUUGCUGCCUCCUCCUCCUGUUGCUGCUCCUUCAGCAGCAGCAGCUGCUGCUGCUGCUGCUGCAGCAUCAAGCUGUCUUAGACGCCAAUCUACACCCCUGCUGUCCUUCCCGCAGCAGCAACGGCAGCAGCAGCAGCAACAGCAGCAACAGCAGCAACAGCAGCAGCAGCAGGAGCUGGGGCUUCGCCUUUAG